GGAUUUCAGCGGUAAGUUGGCAAAUGGUCGUAUCUCACAAAUUUUGGUUGCCACAUAUGGCUCUGUCUAGGUGUGUGUGAUUCAUUCUUCAGUUUGUGAAUUUAUUACUAGUAGUAUAAAACUUUCGAUUUUUGUGAUCUCAAUGAUCUCAAUAUUAAUAAGCAACCUGACGGGUAUUCACAAGCAACCAAUUAAAGAGUCAAUAAAGGCGUAGAAGUGGGUAGUACAGGAUACAUUCCAAUGGUUAAAGGGGAUUUAUUGUGGAAACGCGUCAGAAUGUUUUUUUUCCUGUCAUGGGAAAUAAUGCGGAAUUUCUCCUUUUUGUCUCUAUGUCUAAAAAGUCGCCAAAUUGUCUACUUUUUGUCUAACGUGUCGCCUAAUUUUUUUACUGUACUCUUGGUCACACGCUCUGUUGUUCAUCUUUUGACUAACCCCAAAUGUCUUCCAUGUUCGGCUUUAUUUUCAUAACAAAUUACACGACGACUGCAAUCGACUACGUUUAAAAAUGAUACAUGGUUAAAGACAUUUAUUAACUAGAAGAAACAACAGAUUACAAAGGGAUAUUAGUAACAGAUACCCGAGCAACAUUCUUUAUGUAUUUGAUUGUAGAUAUUUCAUUAACCACAUCAACUUGGCCAUCUGCAAUACGAACAAAUAAUUGAAUGAAUUUUAUUGACUUACGAAUUUGUCCCUUAUAUCUUCUUGCUGAAGACAUGCGUCCAACGUUCCUAGUUUCUCUUUAGAUGAAAAAGCGAGCUGUGAACUUGAUAUUUCGAAACCAAGUUAUCGCGGAUGUUCACACCCACCAGACUUCAACAUUAGCUACUUAGUGUUGGCACUCAAGUCUGAAACAGCAGACGAUAUCUUCUGCAGCACAGCACACGGUCUACCAAAUCUUAAGCACUUAACUCAAUCGGACACGUGACUUGCUCGGCCGCUAAUGCACCGCCCACACGCCUCUACACGUACGUUGAAAAUGACGCAUCCAACUGUGUCGAAAUUGUUUAGUAACAUUUUUAAAGAAAACACCCCCACUUGGCAGCUGGUGAGAAAAAAAUUUCUAGCAAUCCAAAUUUAUGAUAUUGAACGUGGCUGUUUCCAACCUGCAUCUCGUUCACAUACAUAUCAACGGAAUUGUACAGAAACCUUCCCUUCCGUUUCAAUACACCUCCACAAAAUAUUAAUAAGAUUACUUUACCGACCUCUUUGGCUUCCCUUCAUUUAGUGGCAAGAUGUUUUCUUCCGUAAAAUUAGUGACACAGUAACCAGUCAAGUUGUUGAACGAAACCAACAAAUCCUUUGCAGUCUCGAAACUAUCUAUAGGAAAUGAUCGUCCCUAUGUUUGUAACUCGCCACAGCGAUGGAUGAUCUUUGGACUUUAGGAUUAAUUGUCACCUGAUUGGGAACUGUUCCACUGGUGCAUAUACACAAUAUUCGUAGGAUAGAGACAAAGUUCUCAGUUCACUGCUUAUCUGCAAUUAGAACCUGUCUCUUGCUUGGUGCGUCGAUAAGUACGAACAGCUUAUUACUCGGCUAAACAGUAUGUAGAAGGUAAGGAAAUGGUUUAGAGCAAUACCAUCAGGAAAGUUUUACAAAUUAUAUUCACUUGAACCUAUGUAACAAUGGAACAAUUACUGCAUCAUUAACACAGUUAACGACAAUACAUUUACAAUUAACCCAUAUGUUCUUGUGACUAUUUCGUUAAAUUCGAUCGGCUUAGCAUUCCCUCCAUAAACGCCUGUCAUGAACACGUCUCUAAAACUAGGGGCAACGAUGCGUCCUAAUAUAGGCCAUAAUCGUUGACUAGAGCUCCUUGAAAUCAAAUGUCUGUCUACAUUCAUAUGCAAGUCCAGUGUUUCAAAAUCACAAGUACUCCACCAAAGUUUUUAAUCAGAGAUGGUAGUAAACACCACUACUGAUGAACUGAAGUUGAACACUUGUGCACGUUCGUAGGACACUUCUAGUGCUGCUUGGUAAAUCUGGUACGAGAUCUCGAAAAGCAUUUAGGAUGCGAUCAACAUUCCUGCUUGUCUGACAGCUAUUUGUCAUCAAAUCAAUGCCAUGUUUAUCUGUUCUCCCCGCUUUAUGAACGUUUAUCAACGCAAAUAAAUGUGAUUACGUCCUACAAGAAAUGGAUUAAUGAUUUCCCUUUUUUCAUAUACCAUUAUCAUUCAGAGACCUUUCAUUGUUGUGACUACCGGAUACUAUCACAGUUGGUAGGUUUUCAUCAUAAUUAGCAGUGUUGACUGCUAUUAAUGCAACAUAAAUCACUGUUAAAGUCAAUUACCGUUGAUCGUGAUUUCAUCGACAAGUUGACUAAACGAAAGCAAUUUAUGUUCUUUCAUGAAAAUCGUUCUCAUUUUAUCCCAUCUUCGGUUGUAUAUCGGUCUGGGACAACCAAGGACGAUUGACAAGUUCACUUAUAACCUCGUUCGUCCUGCAACGUGAAUUUAAUAAAAGUUAAAAUGUUCGUAGACUUUGGGCAACUGUGAACUUGUUAGUCGUCCUUGGUUGUCAUAGUUAGACAUAUAGCCGAAGGUGAAAUAAAAUACGAAUAUGGGAUUCUUUGACUGUUAAUAUGGUAGUGUGUUGUGUUCAUCUGGAUUUCGAAAGUUAACUGAUAUAUGACUGUCAAAACCUCGAUAAAAACUAAAGACCUUGGUGAUUCAUCCGUAUUUCUAACAUGGGGGAACAUCACAGGAAACACAUAGAUGGAAAAAAGAUCAAUAUUCUCAUCAUAUGGUGCUUUGGGAUAUUCGUCCGUCCGUGAUGAUAUUGCCUAAAAACUAAUCCAUAUAGCUCAAUGGCUGAUAUUAGUAAAUCGCUUGAUGACAAUGUUGUCAUUUCACGUCGUACGUUGAACACAUUUGGUGGCGUGUUUUGCUCUGUAACAUUAUCCCAGUUCAGUAGUGUGAUAUUUCUACGUUUAGGGUUUAUUAUUGCUCACGCUGGUUUGCUGGAAAGUAUAUUACAACUAUUUCUAUCCUAUUUCAUCCUGUUGCUGACUGUAUUUUCUAUAUGCGCAAUUAGUACAAAUGGAGCAGUUGAAGGAGGAGGUGUAUAUUUCAUGCUUAGUAGGACUUUAGGUCCUGAAUUCGGUGGAGCUAUUGGAUCGAUAUUUUUCCUCGCACAAGUUUGUAGUGCUGCUUUGUAUAUAGCGGGAUUAGUGGAAGCUGUGCUCAUAAAUUUUGGUCCUGGAGGUAUUUUAUUCGAUGGGGUACUACCUGGUGAAAAUCACUGGUGGAGUUACCUGUAUGCCAUAGUUAUUCUUGCACUUUGUACGUCUAUCCUAUUAAUUGGUAGUCAAAUGUUUGCUCGUGCUCUGUACUUUAUUCUUGCAGUUGUGGUUAUUGUUAUUAUCUGCGUGUUUGCUAGUUUUUUUCUACAACCAAAAUUAAUACCUUUGCCAAGAUCUAAUUCGCUUAUCUAUAAUUUAUCGACACCAAAUAAUGUAACUAUAUUUGCCGAGUUUACUGGCUUAAAUGGGAAUACAUUCAAAGAAAAUAUUUAUCCUAUGUAUUCAAUUGAUUAUACUACUGGUUCAUUGACGUCUUUCGUCAUUGUUUUCUCCGUAUUAUUUUCUGGUGUAACUGGGAUAAUGAACGGUGCAAAUGUGUCUGGUGAAUUAAAGAAUCCUUCUCGUUCAAUCCCUUUGGGAACUCUAUCUGCUUUACUUUGUACAUUGUUAAUUUAUCUCAUUAUGAUGAUAUUCUCGGCUUCUUCUAACAGCCGAUAUCUGUUAUUAAAUAACAAUAUAUUUAUGCAAUCAAUUAGUUUUUGGCAACCAAUCGUUGUAAUAGGUGUUUUUGCUACUACAUUAUCAGCAGCUUUAGGCAACCUUAUUGGAGCUUCACGUAUAUUGGAGGCAAUAGCUCGUGACGAAUUAUUUGGUCGACUUCUCCAUCCAGCAAAAUGGACCACAAAACGUGGAAAUCCGAUAGUGGCAGUCCUUUCUGCUGCGUUUCUUUGUUUGUUAAUUUUACUGAUUGGUAGAUUAAAUGCUAUCGCUCCACUUGUAUCUGUUCUAUUUUUACUGGCUUAUGCUUCGGUGAAUUUGGCCUGUGCUGGUUUAGAUGCUGCCUCACCACCAAAUUUCAGACCAACAUUUCGUUAUUUUAAUUGGAUCACUUCAAUUUUGGGAAUGAUUGGUUGUUUCAUUAUGUGUUUAUUAAUUCAACCAAUUUAUACGGUAGUCGCAAUCAUUGUUUUAGGUCUACUUGUAUUUUCAUUAUAUCAGCGGCAUUUAGAAUCGUCAUGGGGUAAUAUUGGACAAGCGCUUCUAUUUCAUCAAAUCCGUAAAUAUUUAUUAUUGUUGGAUUCUCGUAAAGAUCAUGUUAAAUACUGGAGACUCCAAUUACUGUUACUUGUUGCAAAUCCACGUUCGUCAGCCUCACUUGUUCAAUUUAUGAAUAGUUUGAAAAAAGGUGGUCUUUAUGUAGUUGGUCAUGCAAUUUGUGGUGAUCCAGAUGAGUUCGUCGACCAAUCGGAUCCAUGUCUAAAUCAGCGUUGGUAUUGGACACAAUACGUGAAAUAUUUGAAAACUAAAGCAUUUGUAGAAAUAACAAUUGACCGAAGUGUACGCAGAGCGAUAUCACAUCUUAUUCGAAUUUCUGGUUUAGGUGCAAUGCGUCCAAAUACAGUGUGUUUGGGAUUUUAUGAUGAUAAGCCAUCAAUUGAUGUUUUAGCUAGGAUUUGGAAAGAACGUAAAGUGAAAAAAUUCAGUUCAUGGCCAAAUCAUAUUCAUUCAUAUAAUUCCACAGAAUUAAUCAUUAAUAAUAAUGAUACCCAAACGACAAAUGCUUAUUUAAGCAGCAGUGAACUAUUAGCUAAUUUCGGUUCAGUUCCGAAUCAGGAUUCAAAUUCUAUUUUUGUCAAUCAGAAUAAUACAGAUAAUCAAUUUUAUGGUGACCAUCGUUCUAGUCGUCUUACCUCGCAGGAAUAUGUCAGCAUUAUUCGAGAAAUUCUCAAUAUGGAGACCAAUGUUGUACUUGCUCGAAAUUUCGACAAAGUAAUUUUUGAUGAAGGUAUGUCUGGUUGGGAUACAACUCGACGCUAUUUCCAUAAUAUUUUUCAUGCAAAUAAUCGUUCACAACGGUUAAAUUCAAAUUAUAAUAACGGUUAUAAUGCAGGUACAGUGAUGGAUGUUACUAAUUCAAUGCCUGAAAUUAAUCCAUAUAUAGUAGACACUUCAAAAGCUAUAUUCUUUGAUAUAUGGCCAAUUAAUCUACUUGAAUUUUAUGGUGAAGAUUUAAAUCUACCGUCAUCUUCAUCCCACGAAGGAAUUUACAAACAAGUGAUUGAUCGUACUGGUCUUUUCCUCUUACAACUUGCCUGUUUAGUCGCUAGAUCACCCUAUUGGCGUAAACGUCGUCAUCCACCAAAACUACGUGCAUUUUUUCCACAGUUUCGUACAAUGAAUCCACCUAAUGGAGAGGUUGUUACGGGAACUGACAAAGCACGUUCUCAAUUAUCAACUUUGUUGAGAGAUUUACGAAUUCCUGCAGAAAUACAUUUGGUUGAUAUGGAUAGUUCAGUGAUGAAAAAAAAUUCAAUGUUGAAAAAUAUUGAUGAUAAUAUUAAAGAUAACAGAAGAAUAAUCUGUUUAAACCAAUUAAUCCUGUCUUAUUGUCAUCCGAAUACAACAGCUUUAUUUCUCUAUUUGCCCAAACCAAGUUCAGAUUUAUCAUUAGCUGGUAUUUAUUUGAAUCGAUUGAAUAUACUAACCGAUACGUUACCGCCAACAUUGUUAGCUCAUGGUUUACAUGAGGUCACUUCAGCUGAACUGUAAUCAUUUAUUUUUAAUUUUGUGUCUUAAUAAGAGUUUAAAAAUGAGUGAGCAACAACAUAUGUAUUAUGUCAAUAGCUUGAUCUUUUUCCAUAACUAUCUAGUUGUUUUUUUCCCUUAUUGAAUUCAAUAUUAUUUAUUUGUCUGUUUGCGCAUACAUGUAUGUCCCUUUUGGAUCAAUACGGUGUUGUUUUGCCAAGUGUCUAUGUCUUAUUUACCAUUUCGUUAACGCAACAAGAUUAUAGUUGCCUUCCUUCAGUAUUUUUCUUAUGUUCACAUUUCUAUGUAUGGCUAACAAUUUCACAGUAAUUUUUAUUGUCAGUAGUGAGAUUCAACCAAAUGAUCAUUACUUUAUUAAUAAGCAUAAACUGAGUCAUAAAAAUCUAUGAUUACAAAGCGUUUAUCACCAGAUAAAUGAUGAAAGUACAGUUUUUGCUAUUCAUAUCUUACUAAAUAAAUAAUUUCUCACACGCAUUGUUGGUUGUUUGAAGCCUAAAUUUGUUAGAUUGAGCAAUGAUUAAGAACAGUUACAAUUCUUCUACUAAAAAACACUUUGUUUCAAAAGUUAGUAUUUACCAUUACUUCAAUUGAGUGUUUAAUUCUUAUUGUGAAUUAAAAAUAUAAUUAGUCUAUGUUGAAUUACAUAUAUUAACACACACACGUGAGGCAUGUUUAUGAACAAGUCUGUUCAUGUUCCAAUCAUCAAUACAAUGUGCUUCGUUGACCUAAUUGCUAUUUGUAGGUGUAUUUUGAUAAAUAAUGAUGAUUAGAGAAUAAGAAAUUGGAUAGAAAAUCAAAAGAUAAACAGCAACAUCUAAAUAGCAUGUUGAUUCAUGAACUUUAUUAAUUGUCUAAAUGUAAUCAACCUAAUUAAAUUUAAUCCUUUCUUUUCUCACUUUUUUAUAUUGUCGUGUUUAUGUGAUUUUAACUAAAUUAAUGGAUUUUGUAUUUUAAUAGAUGCGUAUUCAUUGAUCUCUUCUAAUCAGAAUUUUCUAUUUUUGGUCAGCUACAAUUUCUUUCUUUUAAAUUACGAUAAAUACAAAUAUAAACAGUGACAACUAAUUAAAACAUUUAUUAUAACAGAAAUGUUCGUUUUGUUUAUUGCGUAACCGAUGAUGUUAGUUAUUAGCAAUAACUGAUGUUCAUAUAUUCAUGAUACAAAUUAUUUACUUGG
Schistosoma margrebowiei is the source of this 6959-nucleotide messenger RNA. The record is from the annotation of a GenBank genome assembly. NCBI's taxonomy places the organism in Eukaryota, Metazoa, Platyhelminthes, Trematoda, Strigeidida, Schistosomatidae.